Molecule: messenger RNA, 879 nt
Organism: Prunus avium (sweet cherry)
Lineage: Eukaryota; Viridiplantae; Streptophyta; Magnoliopsida; Rosales; Rosaceae
Source: RefSeq, a predicted model, not a curated record
ACAUUUGAAAAUAUUGGAAACCUAUUCGUGAGUUUGGAGCCAGGGCCUCUCCUAGAUACCAUUGACAACUUGUUUGAUGGAUUGGUCAAAGGAAUCAGAGCUCAUCCAUUGAACAUUCCUGGAUCUGCUUAUCACCAUGCCCGUCAGUGUAGGAAGAAGCUUGAAGACAUUUUCAGGGUGGAGCUAGAGAAGAAAAAAACCCAAAAGGAAGGAGUGACAAAUGAUCUAAUGGAUGGGCUUAUGCAAAUUAAGGACGAUGAAGGCAAUAGAUUAAAUGACCAAGAGGUGUUAGAUAACAUUGUCAGCAUUGUUAUUGCUGGAUAUUCAUCCACUUCCCUCUCAAAAAUGUGGGCUUUAUAUUAUCUCGCCAAAUACCCUAAUGUCCUCCAAAAGCUUCGGGAAGAGAAUAUGGUUGUAAGUAAGAACAAGACUGGGGAGUUCAUUACAAGUGACGAUGUUUCGAAAAUGAAAUACACAAACAAGGUGGUGGAAGAAACAAUAAGAUUGGCCAACAUUGCAGCAUUUGUUUUCCGUUUGACUACUAAAGAAGCCGAGUAUAAAGGUUAUAGAAUACCUAAGGAUUGGAGAGUAAUUGUUUGGAUUCGUUAUCUCCAUACAAAUCCGGAGAAUUUUGAUGAUCCCAUGUGCUUUAACCCAGAUAGAUGGAAUGAACCAUCAAAGCCUGGAACGUACCAAGUUUUUGGUGGUGGGUCAAGAAUUUGUGCAGGAAACAUGCUUGUUAGGAUACAACUUGCAACCUUCUUACAUCAUUUGUCUAUCGGAUACAAGUGGAAAUUGCUCAAUCCGGAUGCUGAGAUGAUUUAUCUUUCACAUCCAUCACCAGUUGAUAAGGUUGAGAUCGCGUUCAGCAAAUUAUAG